Messenger RNA from Etheostoma spectabile (orangethroat darter), 2963 nucleotides. Its product is annotated as dapper homolog 3. The record is from RefSeq and is a predicted model, not a curated record. The coding region runs from base 168 to 2210 and encodes 680 amino acids. Lineage: Eukaryota; Metazoa; Chordata; Actinopteri; Perciformes; Percidae. The transcript is spliced from 3 exons. Gene Ontology annotation, biological process: negative regulation of canonical Wnt signaling pathway. Gene Ontology annotation, cellular component: cytoplasm.
ACGUGAGAAGAGCCCGCUGGCAGGAGGAAAGGUGUGUCCAACUUCAAACUAACUUCACCGGAGGACGAGGAGCUCAGGCGAGAGGAGGGGAACGGGUCUGAGUCCGACAGCGGUGAGUCCAGCCUCCCUUUGUUGGGAAACAGUAAAGAGGAAAACGGGAAGCCAGGAUGUCUUUACAAAAGCUCCCAGGCUCUUUUGGAGCCAUGUUCCCGGGGUUCUCUCUGCCCAUUAAAGCGGAGCGCAGUCGGAAUAAGGAGCGGCUCGAGGCCAGCUUGGCCGGCCUGUGUGAGCUGGAGCUGCUCAAACAGAGGCAGGAAUGCCGGGUGCUGAGCGCUCUCUGCCUCGGGGACUCUCCGGCUCCCCGCCGUCCGCCUUGGGGAGCUCUACGCUCGGCACGCUGCGCCCUGGACGCAUCAAACGGAGAGGCGUCGGAUGUCCACAGCCUCAGGCUCCAAACUUGCAGUCUCCAGUGCACGCCCUGGGGUAUAAAGACAUCUUUAGAACAGCAGGUGGCAGAGCUCAAGGCGAACACUAAGGUCCAAUCAACAGAUUCCCCAGAUCUAAAGGACAGCCAACUCAUUUCAGGAGAGGUUCUUGUAGCCGGGAAAAGUGGAUCCCCUGAAUCAGAUGACCGUUGUUCCAUCUCAGCACCUGAAGAGACAGGGGAGACAGAGACAGGAGAUGCAUGGCUGUCAGACCCAACAAGAUGGGCUACGGUUACUGAUGCUUUGGGUGAGAUGAGAGAUGUUGACCUCCGUCAGGAAGAAGAUCCACAAGCCCAAAAGCUUGAAACUUAUAUAUUUGGAUUGAUCCAACGUCGUGCUCUACCCACACGCUCCUCAAAGCCCCGCACCAGCCUGGCGCAUGAGGCCCGAGCUGUCAAUGUGGUGAGGCAGAGUAGUUUAUGCCACAAGGCAGAGCCACGUUCUCCUAAGCAGGUGUCUGUUCAAGAGAUCUCUGCUCCGUCCCAGUGUUCAGAGGGUAUUGCUCCACAGGCUUGCCAUAACCUCGAUCAGGAGCCUUACCUGGCGUCAGGUUUUACUGAAGAUGUCCUACACCAGUACCACCACAAUCUCCAGCAAGGUAUGCAGCAUCAACCAGGGCUAUAUUGCAGGCCCAGGCAGGCUCCCAUGAUUAACACCUCCUGCUCAACAUUGCUGGACUAUCCAUCUUGCAGAGUGCUGCAAGCCCACCCAGACUCUAGCAAUAGUGAGCCUGAUUCACCCCAACGUUUCCACAACUACCCUUCCCCUCCAGCUAUGUCAAAACCUCAUCAACCACUUACAAUUGAUGAGCAGCUGGUCAACGCAGAGUACAUUCCAGCCCAGCCUUGCCGAGCCUCCACCAGAGCUUAUGCCCAUCACCACUCCAACCCCCACAAGGGGUCUGGGGUGCCCAAACCCAACCGAAGCACCUAUUCUCCGGAAAGAAGCCAUCAUCAAGAGCAGCAGCCCGCAGCAUCUCAGAUCCAACCCUCCAGAUCCCGGGGGGGCCCAAAGAAGUGUCGCUCAAAUGAAGACAAAAAUGGUGCUGGCAGGAAACCAGGGAAGAAGGCAUGUAGGUCUCAGUCUGAGAACAGCUUGCAAAGGGUUCCAGAACGCAAGUACAAUACAGUAGAGAGGGAUGGUGGAGGAAGUGGAAGCGGUGGAAGGGGAAGCCGCAGUAGUCAGUCCAGGAGCAAGAAACAGCACCAAGGUGGAAGCUGUCGCCGCUGGCAGUCCACCCUGGAGCUCAGUCCAGACGAGGCCGACCAGCCACCUAUGCUCGUACCCGUGCAAGGCUCUUCAGCUUCAAAUCAAAGGGACAGUUGUGCGAGGCGCACACGCAAAUCUCGCCCUACACAUGCAUCAUAUGCCUAUCAACACCAGUCCCAACAUCAUCAGCACAUGGAGUACCAGUUAGAAAGGGACCAAGUACCACUGCGUCAGCCUAGUGAGGACUACCCUCACCCACGUCUGGGUGAGUCUGAGUCCAGCAUGAGCGAGGCUGACUCUCCAGAUUCCAGCUCUUUGUCCAGUGAUUCAGAUGAGAGUGGUGGUCUGGUUUGGCCCCAACAACUACCCCCACAACUUUCCCUUCCAUCACCUUCUGCCCCACCUGGGGCACCUCUGCAGCCCAAGGCUUUCAUUAAGAUUAAGGCUUCACAUGCCCUUAAGAAAAAGAUCCUACGCUUUCGCACUGGUUCACUGAAAGUAAUGACCACUGUAUAAAGUGGAACACUGGCCAACCUGAAAGAACAUAAUCUGCAGAGCUUUGAUAUAUCAUGGACUACGAACUCUAGAGAAUAUAAAAAUCACUUUGUAUAUUAAAGUUCUAUGAUCUUGGUCUUCUGAAUGGAUUGGAUGGUUUUAGAAUAGCAUAACAAGCAAUGAAGGGGCCUGUUUUUUAGGAUCUCCGGAUACAAAGUAAAUGAUUCAAAAUCAUCACUAAUGCUGCUUAACGGAAAUGAAAUACAAUAUAUAAACCAAUACUUAUUUACUUUCAAGCUCUCAUCUAACUUACAUAGUUGGGCAUCAACAAUAACAAUAACACCUCAUUUACAAACUAUAGCACCGACAAACUAUGAAGUAAUAAUAAACUCAGUACAUAAAUCUAUAGAAAGGUGGUAUACUUUACCUAUAGCCAUGAUAGGGACAAUAUACAAAAUUAACAUAUUGUCUAAAUUCAUGUAUUUAUAUCAAAGUAUCCCUCUCACGCCACAUGCAGAAAUGAUUAAUAAACUCUCAGCGCUCUUAAAGGAAAUUAGUAUUAAAAACAGAAAUGCAAUCUGCUUAUCUCUGCUGUAUUUUCCAUUUGAUCCUGGGGGGCUGAAAUAUUUAAAUCUUUAUUGGUACUAUUUAACAACACAAUUGAGAACUAUAAUCUAUAUUUCUUCUGGAGAUGCUCCUUCAUGGAUGGACAUGGAAUCAUGCUCCUUUAAGGUACCAUUGCAUAUGUACCUGUAUUCAGCUAAGCCUAACUAC